This is a messenger RNA of Mycena indigotica, 708 nucleotides long. Its product is annotated as Nuc-1 negative regulatory protein preg. Bases 1 to 708 code for a protein of 235 amino acids. The record is from RefSeq and is a predicted model, not a curated record. Gene Ontology annotation, molecular function: cyclin-dependent protein serine/threonine kinase regulator activity; protein kinase binding. The transcript has 4 exons. Lineage: Eukaryota; Fungi; Basidiomycota; Agaricomycetes; Agaricales; Mycenaceae. Gene Ontology annotation, cellular component: nucleus; cyclin-dependent protein kinase holoenzyme complex. Gene Ontology annotation, biological process: regulation of cyclin-dependent protein serine/threonine kinase activity.
AUGUCGGAGGAGCUCCCGCUCGAUUUCGCACAAGUGCCGAUGGACAUUCUCGUCAUUCUCAUAGCUGAUAUGCUCGACCGACUCAUGGCACACAACGACCUUAUCCCCCUUCUUCCUGAGAGUCUCACCCGAUUUCACUCGCGAACUGCGCCGUCUAUCUCGGUCUUGGACUAUCUUCGCCGAAUUGUCCGCUACACAAAUGUUGAAAAGUCUUGCCUUCUCCUCACCCUCCAUUACAUCGACCAAAUCUGCGCGCGGAUGCCCCGCUUCACCCUCUCCUCCCUUACCUGCCAUCGAUUCAUCAUUGCGUCAAUCACCGUAUCGAGCAAGGGCCUUUGCGACACCUUUUGUACCAACAACCUCUAUGCAAAGGUUGGCGGUAUCUCUGUCUCGGAGCUCAACGUUCUUGAACGCGAAUUCCUGGACAAAAUCGACUGGCGCAUCAUGUGUACACGUGAUCUCCUCCAAGAAUACUACGUCAACCUCGUUCGAACCCAUACCUCGGGCAAAUACUACGUGAUUGGCACUCAGUCUUCCGUUGGGAGUGCUUCAGACGACGGUGACGAGAUGGAUACCACCCAAUCGCGACCACCGACCCCUGCAGUUGGCUCCGCUAUUUUGAUAGAUCUCAAUCGUCCUGUUGAAGUCAAGCCAACAAUCGAGCAGAACAUGGCUUUUGCUGCGUUGCAAGAGUUGGACAAAGAUUAA